Molecule: messenger RNA, 770 nt
Organism: Cylicostephanus goldi
Lineage: Eukaryota; Metazoa; Nematoda; Chromadorea; Rhabditida; Strongylidae
Source: the annotation of a GenBank genome assembly
AUGUCCAAUGGGCACGUCGUUUUCUUCACUGACCAUGGUGUACUGUUAUUCUUCGAACAAUUCGCCAAAGAUGACAUUCUGUCUUUAUCUUUUGUGCGGACUGAUGAUAGCCAACAAUUUACUGUUGUUACUUCUGAAGACUUUUUUGCUGUUGAUCCUAUCAGUCUCCAUUCUACUCUUUUGAAAGCCAAAUCAGCGAUAGCCAGACGCGAAAUGAAGGCAGAGGAGCUUUCAAAAACGCUCGAACUUGAUGUGGACCAUAUGAAGCCUGAGAAAGGAGCAAAUGGUUUGCGCCAUGUUCUGUUCACAGGUGUUCACCAACCAUCAGCUUUUGAGCUAUACUCCACAGCAUCGUUCUCUUCAUACAAUGAGACGAUACGCAGUUCUGUGCCGCCACUAUAUUCCAUGUAUCUUUACACUUCUGACAGACUCUUUUCGACUUUUGCUUGGACAACUGAUAGCGAUAGGAGAAAGAUGUGGGCUGAAGCUGUCAAGUAUGGUAAAUCGUUUGUUCCGCAUUUUGGCUUGCGUGACAUGCUUGGCUUCUCCAGCAAACCACGGAAGAAAGCGGCGUUUGCUCAAGAAUCUUAUACAAUCACAACUAGAGGAGUACUAGGAGAUUCUCGCCUUGCAGUUGAAAUUGCCUUAGAAGCAUCACGUGGCCUAGUGGCUGUUGUAGACCAUGUAGCUAGGGUGGUGCUUAUUGAUGUAAGUUCUGUCUUUUGCGCUGCUUCUUUGUUAUUGGCAUGUCUCGGUUUUACUCAAUGAUU